Messenger RNA from Stegodyphus dumicola, 1995 nucleotides. Its product is annotated as endonuclease III-like protein 1. The record is from RefSeq and is a predicted model, not a curated record. Gene Ontology annotation, molecular function: 4 iron, 4 sulfur cluster binding; oxidized pyrimidine nucleobase lesion DNA N-glycosylase activity; DNA binding. Lineage: Eukaryota; Metazoa; Arthropoda; Arachnida; Araneae; Eresidae. Gene Ontology annotation, cellular component: nucleus. Gene Ontology annotation, biological process: base-excision repair, AP site formation; base-excision repair; nucleotide-excision repair.
GGGAAACCUCACCAAUGAAAUUUGAACCAAACCUGCCACCAACUCCAAACUUUUACUAUCGUAAGAAGAUGUUUUGAGAUAUACAGACUUCACAGAUGAAGUGUUUUACUGAUGAAACUAAAUCUUGCCAUAAGUUUUGCAAACAUUAGAUGACUUUUCUGCUGAACACUGUAUAAAAUUUAAUUUUGAACCUUGUUGCAGUUAGCUUUUUCCAGAUUUCUGCUUAUGGCGAAUGCUAUUUCAAAUAAAGUGCAGGUUUCAACUGUACGAACACUGAGAUCUAGAACCACUGUGAAAAUAGAAUUUCCUCCUGAAAAUUCAAAUGCUGAGGGAAAAGUGAAUAUAUUAAUGCAGAACUCAAAAAUAAAAGGUAAAAAAGGUGUUAAAACUGAGAAAAAAUUGUGUCUAAAAAAUGAAUUAUUAGACACCAAUAAGGAUUCAUUAGAAACUGCUUCAAAGUGUAAAUUAGAAAUUCCAGGAGUUCCUCAAAAAUCAAGUAUAUCUCCAAGGAAGAGAAGGCAGCCUAAAAUGGAAGAAAAUAAAAUUUCAAAAAUAAAGAAAGAAAUAAAGGUUGAAAAUUCAGAAAAUCAGGUUUUGGCUGAUAUAGAGGAUAGUGCUUGGGAACCUUCUAAUUGGAAAUUGGUUUUGGAUAACAUUUUAAAAAUGAGAAAGAUGUAUGUAGCUCCUGUUGAUAGUUUAGGCUGUGAAGAAUGCCCUGAAGAAGGUGCUACACCUGAAGUCUUUCGAUACCAGACUCUAAUAUCAGUUAUGCUGUCUAGUCAAACACGAGAUCAAGUCACUUAUGCUGCUACACAACGCUUAAUUGAGCAUGGUUUAAAUGUUGACAAUAUAUUGAAAACACCUGAUGAAAAAAUUGGUGAACUCAUUUAUCCAGCUGGUUUUUGGAAAUCAAAAAUAAAGUACAUAAAACAGACAACACAAAUUUUGAAAGAUAAGUACGAUGGAGAUAUUCCUCGUACACUGAAGGAGCUCUGUGGGUUACCAGGUGUUGGACCAAAGAUGGCUAAUAUUGUAAUGAGUGUUGCUUGGAAUGAUACUGUUGGAAUAGCUGUUGACACACAUGUUCAUAGAAUAUCAAACAGAUUAGGAUGGGUGAAGAAACCCACUAAAGAUCCUGAGCAAACACGCAAAGCAUUAGAAAGUUGGCUUCCAAAAAAUCAAUGGAGACCAAUAAAUCUGACAUUAGUUGGUUUUGGCCAAACUGUUUGCAAACCAGUAUCUCCAUCAUGUGAAGUCUGCUUGAACAACAAUAUUUGUCCUUUUGCAAGAAGUGUUUUGUCAGGCAAAAAUAAAAAGAAAGUCAAGAAAUGAAAUUGUAUAAUUUUGGAAUUUUUUUUUACUUAAAAUAUAAAGAGUAUCAUUUUUUUAAAAUACCAAUACAUUUGCAUGCUGAUUUUGGAUUUGAACUUUACUUUAUUUUGCAUUUUGUUUGGUACUGCAGCAAAUAAUUAAUUGUACUCUUGAAAGGAAUUAUAGUUUUUAGAAAACAAUUUUUAUUCAGCUUUUAGCAGAGUAAGAAUUUUAAAAGAAUCCCUUAAAACUUUAGUUUGCUAAGAAAAUGAUAAAUAAAUUACAUUGUUUUAAUGGCCACUUCUUUUAUAAGUAAUUUGGAGCAUAAUUAUUUAGUUGUAUUAUAUAUAUAUGUAUAUAUAUUUGUUAUUGAUCAUUAGUUAAUGUUUUCUGUUUGAUAGAGAACUUUGGAAAGAUGUAAGUCUGCAUUUAGUUGGAUUGGGGCAAACAGUAUGCAAACCCAUUAAACCUAAUUGCCAGGAUUGUUUAAAUGUUCAUCUUUGUCCUACAGGAAGAAGCAGUAAAAAGUAAAUGUGUGUCUAAGAUGUAUUUUAAGCAAAUGUAGUCUGUAUGUACCAGUAAAAUAUAAACAUUUAUGUGAUGACUAAUUUUCUAGUUAAUGCACUGUAUUUUAAGGUUGUUCAUAUGUAUUUUAACUUUCAUAAUAAAAGAAAAACUCUGUUG